Molecule: messenger RNA, 3486 nt
Organism: Prorocentrum cordatum
Lineage: Eukaryota; Dinophyceae; Prorocentrales; Prorocentraceae
Source: the annotation of a GenBank genome assembly
AUGAUUGCGGCGGUGUUCGCAGGAGCGGCCAAGGAGGACGACCGCCCCAUGAUUUGCCCCCGAGAGAGGGGGCAGGCGUUCGCCUCGCGCCUGCAGCUGCACUUCCUGUACAUGAGGAUCCUCCUCCCUGCGCUGCUGAUCGCCAGCGUGAUCUCUUUCCCCUUCCCCUUCUCUUCUUCCCCGCUGACACGGUCAGUCCGAAGGCGUCUGGAGAGGCGCCCCCACUUCGACGGCAUGGUCAACGACAUGGCCACGACGCUGAAUGAGUUGUGGGGCUGCCAGGCGCCAGGUCGCGGUCAGGCGCCCGCGGGCUCAUCGACGCCUUCGGCCGGCCACGAACAGGUCUUCCGGGUGCUGAGGGAGGCUGCCUCGCGGUUCGGCCCGUGCCCCGCUGACCUGGGCGGUCCAGGGGCCCUUGAGGAGCUCCGGAUAUUUCAAUCAUACGAGGGUGACGCCACGAUGGUUGCCCCGGUGAGCUUCGGCACCGUCGACUCCAUCUCGCUGCCAGCUGCGGGCGCUCGACCGACGCCCAUGGUGGACAUCGACGAGGUGGCAGGACAGAACAUCGCUCGCCGGCUUCAAGAGUUGUUUUUACCCCGACAGCUGGGGUUGGAACGUCUUCAGGAGGCAGGGCCGAGGCGGCUCUACACUGACCUUGCCCUCCGCAAUCCGCGCCUCUACGCCGAGGUGGUUCGGUGGCUUCAAGACGCCGGGCUCGUGGACUUCCACAGCGCGGCCGAGUGUAACGUGGGCCUGUUCUUCGUGCGCAAGAAGAGCGGGCAACUCCGCAUGAUCCUCGACGGCCGCCACGCCUCGCCCAGGUUCCACGCGGCGGACUCCGUGGAGCUCGCCACCGGCGCGGCCUUCUCGCAGAUCGCCGUCGACGGCGACGAGCCGAUCUGCAUCGGCGGGGUCGACAUCGCCGACGCGCUCUACCAGAUCGAGAUCCCCCCGUGGCUCCGGCGGUUUCGCUCGGGCAUGCCGCGCGUUCGCGCCGGAGACGUCGGGAUCGCCACCCUCGCCGACGGCGCGCCCGUCAAGGCCUCCUCCUGGGUGGUGGUGCCUUGUUUCCGCUGCCCGCCCAUGGGCUGGAGCAUCGGCCUGCGGGUCUGCCAGUCGCUGAACGAGGCUGUAACCGCUCGGGCUCUGCCGGGCCAAGCUAGUCGACGGCUGGUGGAUCGCCGCCCGGCCCCGGCUCUGGCUGAGGGGCCGCGCCGCGCCGUAUACGUGGACAACUUCAUCGCGCUGCCCCACCGUCCUCGUGAGGUUCGGGCGGCUGCGUCAACCGUCGAGGCUGAGCUUGGGGCCUCGUCUCUCCCCACGCAUCCGGCGGGGGCGUCGGUGGGGGGCGACGCGCUGGGCUGGCACUUCGACGCUGGUCGCCCGGUAAUCGGGCUGGCUGUUCGUCUUCGGUGGCGCCUCCGUCUGGCCAUCGGCGAGCUCCUCGCGAACGGCCGGUGCAGCGGCUACGCCGUGAUGAAGGGGAUCUCCCACUUCACGUCGCGGGCGCUGAUCCGCCGCGAGCUGCUGAGCUGCCUGAGCUCCGUGUACGCCUUCGUGGGCGAGGGCACUCGGGAGCGACGGCGUCUACCUCCUGCGGUGAGCCGGGAGCUCCGCAGGUGCCGCGCCCUCCUGCCGUUGUACUACCGCGACGCCAGGCGCCCGCUCACGCCGAUCGUUUCUUGCAGAUGGCGUUUCUCGAGAGAUGGCGAGCAGCAGAUCGCGCCCCGGGACCAGGCCCUCGCCCAGGAGAGCAAGCAAGCCAGAUCGAUUACCUCGACCUUCUCGAAACAGUCCUCGUCGCACCCUGCAGCAGUAGCCUCGGCCCUGGAGCAGCAGAUCCCGUUCCGGUUCGAGCGCGCCCAGGGCCAGGAGGAGGUGGAGGAGGCACCGUUCGAGGAGGUGCCGCAGGAGGUGUGGGCGGACGGGUGGCAUCGUGCAUUGUCGUCGCCUUGGAGUCGGAGGGUGUCGCAGGUGGCGCUGGAAGGUCGGGCUCUCAUCCUGUGUCUGAAACGCCGCCUUCGAGCUCUUCGAAACUUCGGCACUACACGCGUUAUCCUGAACGACUCGAUGGCUCCGUUGCUGGCUUUGCCCAAGGGCAGGCUGGCGACGUUCCCGAGGCUGUUCGGGCUGGCGCCGUGCCGGGUCUGGCGGGCCAUGGCAGCGCCCCUGUCCACGGCGAGCCUGGGCUUCGUCGCCAGCAGCCCCCCGCCGCGGCCAGCGCGCAAGCGCCCGGCCGCUGCCUCGCCGCGGCCGGCGACGGCGGCCCGCAGGACCUCGGGCCCCGGCUCGGCGGCCGCCACGGCCGAGAGCGACCGACGGGCGGUCCGCCGCCGCGAGAGGGCCGAGAGGUUCGGCUCACCGCCGAGCUCGGCCCCCCGCCAGGGCUUGACUUUCCUGGAGGAGCAGUCGGUGUCGGAGGCCACGCGGAUCGACUACGAGCGCCGCCGCCGGGCCUUCAGCCAGUGGGCAGCCCAGAGGGGCAUCAGCAUCGAGACGCCCCCGGAGGUGGACGAUGCGCUGGCGCGGUUCUUCCGCGAGGAGUUCCUGGACGGGGGCGAGAGCUGCGACGCCUGGAAGCUGAUGGCGGCCCUGGCCUUCACGAGGCCCGACCUGGCCACGCGGCAGGGGCGGCUUCCCCGUGCGGCGCGAGCCGCGAAGGGCUGGGCUCGCCUUGCCCCAGCCCGGUCGCGCCUGCCCCUGCCGUGGCCGGUGGUCUGCCUGGUCAUCGAGACGAUGUGCGGCCGGGGGCUCGUGGCUUUCGCAUGGAUCACGGCGGUGGCCUUCGCCCUGUAUCUUCGGCCUCGCGAGGCCGUGGACUUGGUGCAGUCCCAGCUGAUCCCGCCGGGCUUCACGGCGGCCACCAGCGUCCACUCGCGGUGCGUCGUGCUCCACAUGUUCGAGCGCCUCACGCCGUCCAAGACGGGGGUGUUCGACGAGGGCCUCCUGAUCGACUCAGCGUGCUCCCCGUGGAUGCCGGGCCUCGUCGCCGAGCUGCACCGCAGGACGACGGCCGGGCAUCGCCUGUUCCCGGUGUCCUACGCCCAGUGGAACUACCGCUUCAAGGCCGUCGUCAACAGCCUCGGCCUCAACGCCCUGGGCAACCUGAGCCUGCACCAGCUCCGGCGCGGAGGGGCCAGCCACGAGCUGUACGCGGCGGCGCGGCCCCUGAAGGACACCCAGAAGCGCGGCCGCUGGGCCACGGACGCCGCGCUGCGCAGGUACGCGAAGGGGGGGCGCGUGCAGGAGCAGCUCCACCGGCUGCCGCCCGGCCUCCAGACCCAGGCCGAGCGCGCUUUCACCCGGAUUGGCGCGACCCCGCGCGCGGGCCGCGGUGUCUUCCUGGAAGUCUCCAGCGGCGCCGGGGGGGUGUCGGCGGCCCGGCGCCCGGCCUUCAAGGCGCAGCGCGCCGCCUUCGAGCUGGACUUCAAGAACUCGUCCAGCCACGACCUGCUCCUCUGCGCAGGUUGGUUCGAGGGUGGGUGA